AUGGAUGCUUCGGCAUCCAACAAAACGAAUCCCGAAAAUAAUUUAUACGAUCUUUAUUUGAAAAUUGAAAAUCCCAUCUACUCGGCUCGUGUUCCGUAUAAUAAACCUGUAGUGAAAUAUACGCGACUACCAGACAUCGAUCUCAAUACUAAAGCAUCAUGGUCACCACAAUAUAUAUCAUUGGAACCAAGGUUGCGUCGUAUCAUUACCAUUGAAGAGCCAAAAGAAACCACACAUAGAUCAUUGAGAUCCAAUGUUGCUGCACCAGGUGUAAUGACAUCCAAAGUAUGCAAGAGAAAAAUAGUAACCAUAGAAGAAGAAAGUGAAACAAAUGUCUAUCCAAAAUUUUUACCUAGUAGCCGUCGAAGUGUCUCUAAAGCGGUAAAUAGAGCUACAGAAGUUGAAUUGGAGGAAACAACAAAGAGUGCUCAAAAUAUAACUAGACUAUCAUAUGUUAAAAAAUAUUCCAAGGAUACAAAGUGUAGUGUUAAAUAUAAUAUGACCAAUAAUAAAAAAGAAACCACACCCAAAUUUGAAAACAAAUAUAAGUAUUCAAGAGGGGAUAAUUCAGGGCAAAACACUGCAAAAUACAAAGAAUUCAAUGACAAUGAAUCAACAAAAAGUGCUAAAAGUAUAAAAAGUGCUGGAUCAUCACCUAAAUUUAGCUUAAGUAAAAAGUUAUUAAACCCAAAAGAAAAUGAAAAGGAGUGUUAUCCCAAGAAAAACAAAUUAAAAGAAUAUAUAAACAUUAAGGCACCACCAAAAACUGUCUUGGACAAGACAAAAAGAACUAAAUCUCCACCUAAUUUUAAUCGUAACAAAAUGUCGCUUAUCAAAGAUAUUAAAGACAAGGUUAGACCAGUUUCUGUAAUACAUGUGCCACUCGAUGAUCAUUUUCGCAAAUGUGAUAUUGGAACUGAGGCUUCAGAGGUCAUCAUGAAUCAAGCUGUACAUUCUAUUGAUAAAGUCACUAGAGCGGUUCAAGCCGUUCCAGAUGUGACGUUUAAAGAUGUAGAAAUUUCAACAAAUUUUACACCAGAGAAAGUCAAUCAAAUGACAUCAGUUGAUGAAAUGAUAAGCAAAUUAGGUAGUGAAUGUAAGGAUAUCAAAGAUACUUACGAUAGUCUUGAAAUACCAAAUGUAAGCUUAAUUAAUAGUAAAACUGACUCGUCCAAAGAUCUAGACAGUGAAAAGAAAAUCAAUAAUAUAAUGAACAGUUGUGUAAAAGAAGAAAAAGAACAAGAUAGUGAUAUUGAUAGAAUGCCUAAUAUUGAUGUUGCUUCUUCGAAUGCUAGCGAUAAAGAUACUGUAUACCAUAAAAGUACAUCAUACAUCAUUGGCCGAGCUACCUUAACUUAUACAACAAGACAAAAAAUAAAUUUUCAUCUAGUAGAAAAUAACGAAGUUUUGCACUCUAGGAUCUCACCACGUUCUUUAAAUUACCCUUUGAACGUUGUUUCCGUACUGAAAAAGGAAAUAUCGAAUCAGAAAUAUAAUAACGAUGAGAAACUAAACUACAAUAGCCAAGAUAGUAAAUCUGGCGAUGAAACAGAAAAUCGUCUUACACCUAUUAACCGUUCUUAUGCUCUAAAAAGUGAGAAAUUGGUAAAACCAUCAGAUAUAAUUAGUACAAUAAAACUUAAUAACAAUUUGUUGCAUAGAGAUCUCUGUGGGCAGUUUCAACGAGAGCUUAAUUUCAUCGAUUCAUUUUUCGAGUCUCUUCAAUAUUUAGAUAGCUGUUCGUUAUCUGAUAGAAGUAUAACUGAAAAAAAGGUCGAAAACUGGAUUAGUGGUGGUGCCAAUGAAGUAAAGAACUUUGAAUUCGGAUCAUUUUUAUCGCAAUUCGAAAAUGAAUUUAAUAUUGACAACCCUAAAACAAUGGCGUCGGAGAGUCUUUGUCUGCUAAAUUUUCUCAUUCAAAAUGAGCAAAUUAAAGCAGAAUAUCUGUUGGAUGCUUUGAAAAUGCGAGAAGACGCUUUGAAACAUUUUACGAAGUCGCAAAUUUUAUGGUUGGAGGAUAAGAAAAAACAUGAUCACACCGACAUACCGACACUGAAGAAGAAACAAAGAGGUGCAAUCAUAAAACUUCAACACGAAUGUGGUGAAAUGCAGCGUAUGAGAAAGGCUCUGUUGGCAUUGUCGGAACAACGUAAACUGGCGUUGAAGAAAACAAAGAAGAACAUAGAACUUAAAUUAAGGAAUAGCUCUGAUGUUGAACAAAUUAUAUUGGGAAAAAAGAAAUUAAGACGUAAUGUAUCUACAGAUCGCAACAAUGCACCUCUUAAAUGUUUUGAAUUGUCUAGCAGCGGCUGCGAUGAUAGCACUACGUCGAGGCCCAAGUCAAACGCAUCCAUUGUACUGAACGAUUUAAAGGCAGUUACAAGCGCCGAAAAGUGCGUUCAAACAGGUGAAAGCCUCCCACUUACAUCAGACCAAUCAACGAACACCUUCGACGAGAAUUAUGUAGUUGUUGAUGGUAGCUACUUAAACAUCGUUUUCCAAAAUUUAUCACCUCAAAUCUUCAGCGCCGGUAAACAGUACGAAGUGAACAAGGACGCCCUGAAGAAUCUAGUCGAUAAAAGCAAUAUGCACAAUAUUAAUCAAAACAACGAAGUGGCGCUUGAAGAGUUUAUGGAUCAUAUAAAGAAUCACGAGUUGGAAUCGAGUUCACCGUCCACCGCUAGAAGUUUGGUGGAUGAAUUCGACCAGAUUUACAAGACCUAUUCCGAUGACGAUAACUCAUAUGAAGUCGGUCGUGCUCUUGUGGAUGACAUCAAAGAGGUUCAAGUCACACCUGAAGCUGGAAACAUCAAAAAUGAUGUUAAGACAUCGGCUGUUCCGAGUGGGGGAGUUGAUCGUUCAGUGUCCGUUGACGAAUGCUGUAGUUGCGAGCCAUUAGUAGCUAGUGUUGGGAUUCAGGUGUCCAAAGGCAAGGAAGUGACUCAGUCUAGUGUGACGGGACCAUUACCUGUACCAGCUGGUGCUGCUUCCACUGAUGAUGUAUCAUCUGAAGUAGCCACGUGGUUGACCCAGAGAUCGUCGGUGAAGUCCACCGGUGUGAGCAGUUCGAGUAGUCAAUCUCAUAAUCCUAGCAUUUCGUCUUUAUCAUCACCAGUUCAGUACGAGGCUGAAGAAUUACGUCGUCAACAACUAGCCAUUGAACGAGAGAUUAAAGCAUUAGAACAACAACAGUGUCAAUUGUUGGCGUUGCGUGAGAUACCGGACAAACCCCCACCGCCGUACACGCCACCAACAGAACCACGACCUUUGAAAUCUCUUAACAAGUUCAUAGCUGAUGACAUCAAUGAACAGAAAAUACACAAGUUGCUUUUCAAUCCUGGCAAGCAACUCAGCGAAACAGAUGUAUUUGAAGUAUUUGUCAAAGACUUUUGCCAAGAGUCCAUUGAAAGGCAGAAGUUGGAUAGAAACGACAAAUAUUGGGACACAUGCAAUAUGAUACCGGUUAAACCUAAGCCGGAUAAAGAGAAAUUGGUCAAAAAAGCUGCGGCGGAUUUAAAAGAAGUCUUGUCAGGUGUACCACCUACCGUUGUUUCAGGCGUAGGAGCGAGGAGGUCAGACCACAUAGAUGAUAUAUUGUUUGCCGAGUGGCGACGUUGUGAACCAGAGUGGACUUCGUUGCACGCAGACGAAGUGAUUGUUAAAAAUCAGGUGUUUGAAAGCAUUUUUCAGAAGAUACUAUCAGAAACUGUCGAUGAAUAUAAAAGAACUGUGCUCAGUAAACCAAGUGAUGGAUCUGUGCCAUGA
Molecule: messenger RNA, 3765 nt
Organism: Danaus chrysippus (African queen)
Lineage: Eukaryota; Metazoa; Arthropoda; Insecta; Lepidoptera; Nymphalidae
Source: the annotation of a GenBank genome assembly